Homarus americanus (American lobster) is the source of this 6060-nucleotide messenger RNA. RefSeq names its product collagen alpha-1(V) chain-like. Lineage: Eukaryota; Metazoa; Arthropoda; Malacostraca; Decapoda; Nephropidae. Gene Ontology annotation, molecular function: extracellular matrix structural constituent. The coding region runs from base 121 to 5283 and encodes 1720 amino acids. The record is from RefSeq and is a predicted model, not a curated record. The transcript is spliced from 29 exons.
GGCAGGGUAGAGAGGGCCAACAUACCGGGUCCUGCCAUGGUGAGGAACACGUGAGGGAGGGCAGCGCUAUGCGGGCGUGGCGCGGUUAGCUCUAACACCGGAGAGUGCCUCUCUGCCACCAUGGACAGGGCCCAGCGUCUGCGCCUCAUAUUGCAAGGACUCAUAUGGGCCUGGAUCUACCGGCAUGUAGACGCGGAGGGGGGCAGCCUGUUGGAGGUGGUGGGCAUGGCGGGGCAGCCGCUGGGUGUAGUGGAGACGAGGGGGAUGUGCGACAGCCGUCCCGGUGACCCAGGGGAACCUGACAUGGCCUACAAGAUCACCAAGCAAGCCGUCCUCACUGUUCCGACCGCCAACCUCUUUCCUGUUGAAUUCCCCGAAGACUUCAGUAUCAUGGUGACGCUCAGACCGAAACAGGGGUCGAGUUCGGUUCUCUUCGGACUGUACUCGGACUCGGGCGACGACCAGCUCCUGGUGGAAGUGGGCGACACCAUCAAGCUCUUCUACCAGGACGCCCACGGUAACCCUGAAGACGGAAACACACUAGAAUUCGGCGCAGCAAUCAAUGACGGAAAGUGGCAUCGGGUAGGUUUGAGCGUGAAGGGCAACAGCGUGACACUCCUGGUAGACUGUCAUACCACCACCAACCUCAUCCUGCCUCGGAACUCCCCUUCACACAUUUCCAACGCCGGUAUCAUCCUCCUCGGUCAACAGCUGCUUGAGGAGAAGUAUUUCGACGGCGACAUUCAGCAACUAGACAUCGUGUCAGGACCCGAGGCGGCUUACGACCACUGUCAGAUCUAUAUGCCCGAUUGUGACCAAGAACUACCCGACCCGCUCCUGCUGGCCUCCUCUACCCAGCUCGAGUAUGUCGGCGGCAGCGAUGAUGAGACAGUGUACUCCUCCAAAGUAUCCGCCGAGAACUAUACCUCCGUUGACAACUUUACCUCUACCGAUUAUGAUGCGGCCGCUGCUGCUAGCUUUCUCCCAUCUGGCGUCCUGCGAGGUUAUCCAGGACCCCCAGGCCCACCAGGUUUUCCUGGUGAUAAAGGUGACCCCGGCAGGAGCGGCAUAGCGGGUACUAACGGCAUCUCCGGUCCACCUGGUCACGUCUUCAUGAUCCCGCUGAACCUGCAAGGCAACCAGAAGGGUCCAGACCAGAUGCUGGAGCAGUUUCAACAGCAACUGUCCCAACACAUGAUGGCCAUGCAGGGAGUGGCGGGUCCUAGGGGUCUGACCGGCCUCCCGGGACCCGAAGGACCUCAAGGAGAGCCUGGUAUCAAGGGAGAACCUGGAGACAUGGGAGAACCGGGCCCGAGAGGUAUGAGAGGGCAGCUUGGUCAGAUGGGGGCAAGAGGUCGAAGGGGCCGUCCAGGAAGAGAUGGAGAGCGCGGUCUGUCCGGUAGUCCUGGAGCCAAGGGCGACGUCGGGCUCAGAGGAUUACCAGGUAUGCCCGGAGAGAAGGGUCAUCGAGGAGUGAUUGGCAUUCCGGGAGAGUCAGGUCUUCCAGGUCACGACGGUAUGCCAGGUGAACCCGGAGCUCCAGGUGUCCCCGGUCUACCUGGAGAGAUGGGUCCACGAGGAUUCAUCGGCCCUCGAGGUUUCCCUGGCCUCCCUGGACCUCCCGGCAUCCCUGGCAGCGAGGGUUCCACCGGGCCCGAAGGUGAUGCUGGGCCCCCUGGUCAACCUGGGCCCCCCGGCCAGUCUGGUCCCAACGGGCCUGUCGGUCCCCCGGGACCCCAAGGUCUGCUAGGUCCUCCUGGUCCAUCAGGUCCCAGAGGUAAGCCCGGCCUACCUGGCCUUGUAGGGGCGGAUGGUUUACCUGGCCACCCCGGCAACCCUGGAUCCAUGGGUUCUAAGGGUGACAAAGGCCCUAUUGGAUCCCAGGGUCGAAUUGGGUUCCCGGGUCCUCGUGGAGUGAAGGGUGACCAGGGCAACAGAGGACUCCAGGGCGAGAAAGGGAACAAGGGAGAACACGGACCCGACGGACCUAAGGGAGAUAUGGGCAUGAAGGGAGAUCGAGGAGAGGUCGGCCCUGAUGGUCAGAUUGGCCUGGAGGGACCUGAAGGACCUAAGGGUUUUGAGGGCCCCCGUGGAGAGAGGGGUUCACCAGGCUCCCACGGAGACAAAGGCAAGCUUGGGGUCCCCGGAUUCCCAGGCUACCCGGGCCCUCCUGGAGAUAAGGGAGGAAAGGGCUCCCCAGGUCUCCACGGGCGACCAGGAGACAAGGGCGAACGAGGUAACCCAGGGCUACCAGGCGCACGUGGCGAACAAGGACCGAGAGGCUUCCGUGGAUCUCGAGGCCGAAGAGGAAAAACAGGUCUUUCGGGCCCCAAGGGUGAUACUGGCCAGCCAGGACCUCCGGGACCUAACGGUGAACAAGGAGGACAGGGUCCUGAAGGACCCCCUGGUUUCGCGGGAUCAACAGGUCCUCCAGGUAUUGACGGGAAGGACGGCAUCGCAGGACCCCCAGGAGAACGAGGACCUCCAGGUGAACCAGGAAACCAAGGCCCCAUUGGACCCCCCGGUGUGGUGGGUCCCGUGGGAACAGCUGGAGAGCCCGGUCCUACAGGAGAACCGGGACCGCCUGGCUCCCCCGGUGUACCAGGAGAGGAGGGCAGACCGGGUGAGUCCGGGAAGGAGGGACCACCAGGACCAAUGGGACCCCCAGGCAAGAUCGGACCCGUAGGGCCCCCAGGUCUGCCAGGCUUUCCUGGAGAACGUGGACUGUCUGGCAUCCCCGGUGCCACAGGUCUCAAGGGCGAAAUGGGUCCUCCAGGGCCUGCCGGAACCCCAGGAGACAAGGGUGCCAUGGGCCUGGCCGGAAACCAAGGGCCCCAAGGACCUCCAGGAAAAGACGGACCACCAGGACCCCGCGGGUCUUCAGGAGCGAAGGGAGAGAGGGGUGACCAAGGCGCCCCGGGACCCACUGGCCGAGAUGGUCUUCCUGGCCCACGCGGUCCGCCUGGUGCCCCUGGACCUGUGGGAGAGCCUGGGGAGGACGGCGACAAGGGCGAGGCAGGACAACCAGGAGAGAAAGGCUUCAAGGGUGGCAAGGGCAACCAGGGUCCCCCAGGUCCAGCAGGGCCCCAGGGAUUGCGAGGUGCUCCAGGAACUCCCGGGGCCCCUGGGGAACGAGGUGCUCCAGGGAGAAUGGGUCGAACAGGAAGGAAAGGCGAGGACGGGCCUCAAGGUCUGCCCGGACCUGCUGGCCCAGCAGGAGUACAGGGGAUGCCAGGAGCCUCGGGACCAAAGGGUGAAAAGGGUGAUAUAGGAAAUCGAGGUCUUCCUGGUCCCCUUGGUCCUGCUGGAGUGGCCGGGCCAGUGGGUAGUAAAGGUGCGACUGGAUUACCGGGUCCCACCGGUCCUGAUGGUCUCCAGGGAGAGAAGGGAGAGUCUGGCCAGCCUGGACUACCCGGUCCACCCGGCAAAGAUGGAGAACACGGCAGAAUGGGCCCCCAUGGACCAAAGGGAGAAGAGGGGAAACCCGGACCACAAGGGUCCCCAGGCAUCCGAGGACCUAUAGGAGUACCCGGACCUAAGGGAAAUGCCGGACCACCAGGCUUCCCUGGACCACACGGAGAACCAGGCAAGCAAGGACCAAAAGGCGUACCAGGGAAGGACGGCGAGGACGGCAAGCAGGGCGCGACGGGGCCCCCAGGUGAAACAGGACUCCCCGGCCAGAUGGGUCUACCAGGAGCUGGUGGCAAACCUGGUCCUGAAGGUCCAGCAGGCCAGCAGGGUCCGACAGGUCUGCCAGGAGAGAAAGGUGACAGAGGCUUGACUGGUCCCACCGGCUCCAUUGGUCCAACAGGGUCACAAGGUCUACCUGGACCUCAAGGCCUGCCUGGUCUCCGUGGAUCACCGGGUCCUGCAGGAGAAGUGGGUGUGCCGGGCAAGGAGGGCAAGGUCGGCCAACCUGGUCUGCCUGGGAGCAGUGGACAGACGGGACAGAAGGGCAGACGAGGACGGCGAGGAUCUAAAGGCCACCGAGGAGAGAUUGGUAUUGCUGGAUCUAAGGGCGAGAUGGGCGAAAAAGGCGAGCCGGGCAUGAAGGGCCCUCAAGGACCUCUUGGCAUCAAGGGCGAGCCCGGUCCUGUCGGCAACAUAGGAAACAAGGGUGCCGAUGGUCCCCAAGGUCUACCUGGAUUAGGGGGUCCCCACGGUCCAAAGGGAGUACCAGGUUCCACAGGGCCCAAAGGAGAGACAGGGCCAUAUGGUCCUCCAGGUCCCCCCGGUCCACCUGGGGAGCUGCCACUGUUGCCUCCAGAACUUCUCUUCCAGCGUGAUGCUCCCUAUGAUCCUGACGACUCUGAACGCUUCAAGAGGGCAGCCAAGCCGGACGACGACUGUAGGAUAGGCGAGGAAUGUAACUCCUCCUCUCAGCCUGAAAACCCCCUUUACCCUGGGAGAGGAGGGCGAGGAGGAGGUAGGCGUCGGAGGCCCAGUCCCAGUCAGGUGGAUAGACGGAACAAGAGUCGUGGCGGCAGAGCGCGAGGUAACUCGGGGCAACAAUCUGGUGGUCAUGGUGGUGGUAACAAAUUCAGAGAACGCAAGACUCGUCGUAAGGGUGAGGCAGGAGAUGACUUCGAUAUUAAACUGAUGGACAUGUACACCAACAUCUAUACCAUGAGGCAGGAUCUGGAGAGGAUGAAGAAACCAAUUGGCACGAAGGAUAACCCAGCCAGGACUUGCAAGGAUCUUUACUACGGGCAUCCCAAGUUCAAAGAUGGCUGGUACUGGAUUGACCCUAACCUCGGUAUGCCUGACGAUGCGGUCUACGUCUUCUGCAACAUGACGGUGUCCGGUGAAACGUGUGUGUUCCCCGACGUGCACUCCUCCAAGAUCAUCAACAUCCCCUGGAGGAGAACCGCCAGGGAGGAUGCAUGGUUCUCCGACCUCAGGGGCGGAUUUCCGAUCACGUACGAGACGACGGGCGUGGUCCAGAUGACCUUCCUGAGGCUACUGUCCUCCUAUGCCUAUCAGAACUUCACCUACACCUGCGUCCAGUCUAAGGCCUGGUUCGACGAGGACAACCUCAACCACAACAAGGCCAUCAAGCUCAUGGGGCAGGACGAACAGAUAUUUUCCAUCGAUACGAUCAAACCGAACGUUCUCACCGACGGAUGUGCUACGAAAAGUGGUGUACCAGGGAAAACGCAGACAGUGUUUGAAGUUCGAUCGAAGGACCUGGCCCAUCUCCCCCUCGUCGACUUCCAGCCUACGGACUACGGCCUUCCCAACCAGGCGUUCGGCUUCGAGGCGGGUCCAGUCUGUUUCAAAUAAUUCAACCCAACUCCGACUCUCGCAUUCAGCAGCUAUGAUGUCCUCUUCAUGCGCAGCCGAGUUGCCAAGGUGGAGCCAUCGAGCAUUCUGGUUACUUCCUUACAGCCGAGGCUUCUCUCGGAGGUCAUGGAGGUGCAGGAGUGACCCGAGUAGUGGUGGAGACACCGUGUGGACGCAGGAGGCGUCUGGAUCAGACAUAGGAACUGCUGCUGAAGGAUGCGCAACACCCCGGCUAAGACGACGUCUAAGGACCUCUAUUGGACCCCGAAGGAUUGACUAUACGAUGACGACCCUCGCGAGACCCGACCACUCUAUGGACCCCGAGUCUUCGGACUCUCAUGAUGGCUACUUGGCGUUGAUGACUGACCACUCAAGGACUCACCGUAGUGAACUCUCGUGUAGUGUUGAUGUAGUAAGCAGCAUCUCUGAAAAAAAUCAUCCCGAUUCGCGUGAUCUGGGGAUGGGAUGGACCUAUAAGCACAGUCCUAGUGGCUGUGUUAGGCGUGAUGAUGGUGAUAAUUGUACAAAGUGUAUACAGUUGGGGUUAUUGUGCUUAAUUAUUGUAAGCCAUGGCGUUGUUGUUGUCACUGCCAGUAUCUCUUGUCUUUACUUUCACCCACUGUUCUACUUUCUUUCCUGUAGGGGCGAUCAAUUAAGAUAUUGCUUAUAUGUUAAGGAUAGUUUUUUUUACAAUUUGUAUAAAGUCUUAACUAAAUAUUGGAAGUGUCCAAUUAAGUUUUUAUUAUUAGACAAGAAUGGAUCUGUUCUUGAAUAAUA